Messenger RNA from Entelurus aequoreus (snake pipefish), 5690 nucleotides. RefSeq names its product protein kinase C and casein kinase substrate in neurons protein 3. Gene Ontology annotation, biological process: regulation of endocytosis; plasma membrane tubulation; cytoskeleton organization. The transcript has 10 exons. Gene Ontology annotation, molecular function: phospholipid binding; protein binding. The record is from RefSeq and is a predicted model, not a curated record. NCBI's taxonomy places the organism in Eukaryota, Metazoa, Chordata, Actinopteri, Syngnathiformes, Syngnathidae. Bases 181 to 1356 code for a protein of 391 amino acids. Gene Ontology annotation, cellular component: cytoplasm; endosome; plasma membrane.
AGGAGGAAGAGGAGGCCAACUCAUCUGACACAAGCAGAGGACCACAAGAAGGCAGAAGGCGGGCAGUGCUGGGGGAAAAAAAGACAGACGAGGAUUUAAAAGAAGACAAAAGUCGCAUGGAACGUCUUUUAAGGUGCUAAAGAAGAAGGAAGUUUGAAAGAUCUUCUCGUAGACGACACAAUGUCCACGCCGCCGCCAGCAGACAACAGCCGCGAAGACGCCAACAAUCGCAGCUUCUGGAUGCCCGGCAACUACCAGCGCACGGUGAAGCGCACCGAGGACGCCUUCCAAGCGUGCAACGAAAUGGUGACGUGCUUCCAGGAGAGGGCGCGUGUGGAGCGUCAGUACGCGCAGCAGCUCAGCGAGUGGAGCGCCAAGUGGACGCCCGUGGUGGACUCCACGCCUCUGUACGGAUCCCUGCUGAAGGCCUGGCAGUCUUUCCUGUCCUCCGCCGACCGCCUGGCCUCCCUGCACGCCUCCAUCUGCCGCUCGCUGGUGGCGGAGGACGGCGAGCGGGUCCGAACCUGGCAGAAGGACGCCUUCCACAAGAAGCUGUUUGGAGGCUUCAAGGAGGCCCAGGAUGCCGAGGCGGGCUUUGCCCGGGCUCAGAAACCGUGGGCCAAACGACUAAAGAAGCUGGACAAAGCCAGGCGGGCGUACCACAAGGCUAGUCGUAAAGAGCACGCCGCCAGGGAGCGUGAGACCAACGCCUUGGCAAACUCGGACGUGGCCGCCGACAAGCAGAAGAAGAUCCGGGAGGACAGAGAGGUGGUUCAACAGGAGGCUGAGAAAGUCAGAGCCCGCUACGAGAAGGUUCUGGAGGAGGCCAACCGCUACGCUCCUCGCUACAUGGAAGAGAUGGAGGCCAUCUUUGACCAGUCGCAGGAUGAAGAGCGCAAGAGAAUCGUCUUCCUCAAACAAGCCUUCCUCUCCUUUGACAAGCAUCUUGAUGUCACCACUAAUGAGAGCGUGAGAGAAGUGUACAGCGAGCUGCACAACACGGUGACAGCCAUCGACGAGCAGGAGGACUUACGAUGGUGGAAGAACACCCAUGGACCUGGCAUGCCCACCGACUGGCCACACUUCCAGGAAUGGAAGCCAGAGAAGAAAAGCAAAAAAGGCAAGAUGGAAGUCGAGCAGAAAGGAACGUUAGAGAAGAGCGAGGUGAUGAAGACCGGCGGCGUGAGGGUGAGGGCGCUGUACGACUACGUGGGCCAGGAGACGGACGAGCUGUCCUUCAAAGCAGGCGAAGAGUUUGUGAAGACGGAGGAAGAGGACGACCAGGGCUGGUGUCGGGGGGUGAAGGACGGCGGCUGCGAGGGGCUUUACCCCGCUAAUUACGUAGAGGUGGUUUAGGAACAUCUGAUUCCGUCCCUGUGGAAGUCUGCUCAAAAACAUGCUGUAAAAAAUGUAGCUGUUAGCCAAAGAUCUGUGAAGGUUUUUAACGUGCGGAGAUUUGAAUUGAGACGUUUAUUUUCACGAAAAGUCAGACCGCUAAGAUGUUUGUCGUUACAUUCCUCGUCUAACACAACCUGUCUAAAGAGUUGCUUUUCCGUCCAAAAGCGGCUAAUACAGCUCACGCUGCCGUUUUGUAAUCUCACUAAGAAAACGCAUCCCUGUGUACAUUUAUGUUGUAUUUAGUUAUAUUUCUAUAUUUUUGCAAGCACAUUUAGCAAUGUUUUGAUGUGACGCUAAUCAAACACACGCUGGUUCGUUUUUUUGUGACAAAUUAUUAAGAUAAAUAUCGGUGCUAUUUUAAAAGUCUAAUGUUAUUAAUAAUGUGCUUUGAUAAGAAUAUAACAGGCUAAAGCAGGGGUGUCCCAACUUUUUCCACUGAGGACCAGACACUGAAAAAUUAAAGCAUGUGGAGAACAUUUUUAUACUUUUUAUUUUCUAUAGUAUAUGUUUUUUUUUAUCUUUAGGGCGCCCCUUAAGUUUGGUCCCAGCUCUCAGUCAUACAGUUGUCAAAAAUAAGUCAUAUAUUAUUUUUUUAUUAUUAUUAUUUAAUACUUAAAGGCCUACUGAAAUGAAAUGUUUUUAUUUAAACGGGGAUAGCAGAUCCAUUCUAUGUGUCAUACUUGAUCAUUUCGCAAUAUUGCCAUAUUUUUGCUGUAAGGAUUUAGUAUAGAACAAGGACGAUAAAGUUCGCAACUUUUGGUCUCUGAUAAAAAAAAGCCUUGCCCCUACCGGAAGUAGCGUGACGUAGUCAGUUGUUCGCCUCCUCAUAUUUUCCUAUUGUUUUCAACGCAGCUAGAGCGAUUCGGACUGAGAAAGCGAUGAUUUCCCCAUUAAUUUGAGCGAGGAUGAAAGAUUCGUGGAUGAGGAACGUUAGAGUGACGGACUAGAAUGCAGUGCAAGACAUAUCUUUUUUCGCUCUGACCGUAACUUAGGUACAAGCUGACUCAUUGGAUUCCACACUCUCUCCUUUUUCUAUUGUGGAUAACGGAUUUGUAUUUUAAACCACCUCGGAUACUAUAUCCUCUUGAAAAUGAGAGUCGAGAACGCGAAAUGGACAUUCACAGUGACUUUUAUCUCCACGACAAUACAUCGACGAAACACUUUAGCUACGGAGCUAACGUGAUAGCAUCGUGCUUAACUGCAGAUAGAAACAAAAUAAAUAAAUCCCUGACUGGAAGGAUAGACAGAAGAUCAACAAUACUAUUGAACCAUGUACAUGUAAAUACACGGUUAAUGCUUUCCAGCCUGGCGAAGGUUAACAAUGCUGUUGCUAACGACGCCAUUGAAACUAACUUAGCUAGGGAGCUAACGUGAUAGCAUCGGGCUCAAAUGCAGAUAGAAACAAAAUACAUAAACCCCUGACUGGAAGGAUAGACAGAAAAUCAACAAUACUAUUAAACCAUGAACAUGUAAAUACACGGUUAAUGCUUUCCAGCUUGGCGAAGCUUAAAAAUGCUGUUGCUAACGACGCCAUUGAAGCUAACUUAGUAUAACGGGACCUCACAGAGCUAUGAUAAAAACAUUAGCGCUCCACCUACGCCAGCUAGCCCUCAUCUGCUCAUCAACACCCGUGCUCACCUGCGUUCCAGCGAUCGAUGGAAGGACGAAGGACUCCACCACGAUCAUCCGUGCGGUCGGUGGCUAGCGUCGGCUAGCGCGUCUGCUAUCUGAGUCAAAGUCUUCCUGGUUGUGUUUCUGUAGUCCGCCGCUAAUACACCGAUCACACCUACAACAUUCUUCUUUGCAGUCUUCAUUGUUCAUUAAACAAAUUGCAAAAGAUUCACCAACACAGAUGUCCAGAAUACAGUGGAAUUAGGAGAUGAAAACAGAGCUUUUUGUAUUGGAUUCAAUAGGGUACCGAUACUUCUGUUUCACUGGUUACGUCACGCGCAUACGUCAUCAUCCAAAGGCGUUUUCAACCGGAAGUUUAGCGGGAAAUUUAAAAUUGGACUUUAUAAGUUAACCCGGCCGUAUUGGCAUGUGUUGCAAUGUUAAGAUAUCAUCAUUGAUAUACACUACCGUUCAAAAGUUUGGGGUCACAUUGAAAUGUCCUUAUUUUCAAUGAAGAUGACUUUAAACUAGUCUUAACUUUAAAGAAAUACACUCUAUACAUUGCUAAUGUGGUAAAUGACUAUUCUAGCUGCAAAUGUCUGGUUUUUGGUGCAAUAUCUACAUAGGUGUAUAGAGGCCCAUUUCCAGCAACUAUCACUCCAGUGUUCUAAUGGUACAAUGUGUUUGCUCAUUGGCUCAGAAGGCUAAUUAAUGAUUAGAAAACCCUUGUGCAAUCACGUUCACACAUCUGAAAACAGUUUAGCUCGUUACAGAAGCUACAAAACUGACCUUCCUUUGAGCAGAUUGAGUUUCUGGAGCAUCACAUUUGUGAGGUCAAUUAAACGCUCAAAAUGGCCAGAAAAAGAUAACUUUCAUCUGAAACUCGACAGUCUAUUCUUGUUCUUAGAAAUGAAGGCUAUUACACAAAAUUGUUUGGGUGACCCCAAACUUUUGAACGGUAGUGUAUAAACUAUCAGACUGCGUGGUCGGUAGUAGUGGGUUUCAGUAGGCCUUUAACUCUCUUGAUGAACUUCAGGUCUAUCAGUCAAUAUAAAAUCAAACAUUUGUUUUAUGUUUUUGUCAAAGAAAACUCUGUUUUUUUAAUGGCAAAAACACAAAAUACGCAAUAUUUUCCCCGAAAAUUAUGUCAAAGUGGAAUAUCUGGAGCCUUGAAUAGGUAAAUAAUUGAUUUUGAUUAAUUAUUAUUUUUUGAGCAACAACAGUUUUAUAGGAAAAAAAACAACCUCCAUGUUUUUAUACAAUAAUUUCCCCCCGAAAACAUUUUUCAAAGAGGAAUAUUUGAUGUGAAGUAGUUGGAGCCUUGAAUAGGUCAAUAAUAAAUAAAUAAAAACAUUAAUUUUGAUUCAUUACUAUUUUUUGAGCAAUGACCGUUUUAAAGACAAAACAUCCUCCAUGGCAGCUUUGUGUUAUUCUAGUCAACAUUGCAACUUAGUCUCAUUACAUUUCACCUGUUUGUUUUGUUCCACUUUUUAAUAUUUUUAAUAGUAUUUUAGAAUGGACCCGGGCCGCACUUUGGACACCCCUGGGUUAAAAAGGUAGCAUCAGUCCAAACUGAAGUAAACACAUUUCUAAAACCACUUUUUUUUCCUUUAAAUAAUGUUUUUGUUUAUUUCUAUUGGUAAAUCUUGUUUAUCUCUAUGAAUGUAUAUGAAUAUAUAUAUAUAUAAAUAUAUGUGUAACUUUUCCGUCAAGAUUCUCUUGUUAGCUCCUUUUUCUUAGGAAAUAAACUAUUGAAAGUUGAAAUGUGCGACGCAAACAUUGUGUGUGUGCGUGUGUGUGUGUGUGUGGUGUGUGUGUGUGUGAUGUGAGUCAUCACGCCGUCACCCUGAGGGGUGUCUCCGCCCGGGUCAGAUGUCCAGUGUCUGCACUCAAACGCACACAGAGUGACGCUCCAGACUCGGGGUGACGGGGGUCAAACGCUGCUCUUUAUCCAGACAUCACUAGUCGAGUCAGACAUCAUCAACAUGGCCGCCAGCUUCUCGGAGCGUGAUCAUGAAUCAUGCUGGUGAGUUGAUACACACACUUAUAUACACUAUAUUGCCAAAAGUAUUUGGCCACCCAUCCAAAUGAUCAGAAUCAGGUGUCCUAAUCACUUGUCCCGGCCACAGGUGUAUAAAAUCAAUCACUUAGGCAUGGAGACUGUUUCUGCAAACAUUUGUGAAAGAAUGGGCCGCUCUCAGUGACCCGAUAGAACACCUUUGGGAUGAAUUACACUGAGACUCAGAGCCAGGCCUUCUCCACCAACAUCAGUGUGUGGCCUCACCAAUGCGCUUUUGGAAGAAAGGUCCAAAAUUCCUAUAAACACACUCUUGCAACCUUGUGGACAGCCUUCCCAGAAGAGUUGAAGCUGUAAUAGCUGCAAAAGGUGGAUCGACAUCAUAUUGAACCCUAUGGGUUAGGAAUGGAAUGGCACUUCAAGUUCAUAUGUGAGUCAAGGCAGGUGGCCAAAUACUUUUGGCAAUAUAGUGUAUGUUUUGGAUAUUAUUUUCCAUUUUCUUCGAGUCAGACAAUAUUUUUGGUACAAUGGAUGGAAUUUUCAAAAGUAUGAUCCGUCUAAUGUUCGGAGCAAUCUCUAAAAUGGUCGCCCACCUCUUAUGCUUUUGUCUAUCUUGCCCGCCAACGUGCCUUGGCGUCGUUAUGCCUAUUAAAAAUAUUCUUAA